UCUCACCCGUCCAGAACGGAACAGAACGGAACGCCAAGAACGCGAAGAACAGCGCUCGCCACACGGCCAGUCAAGUGUGGAAGAUACGCGUCAUCAUCACCAGCAUCUCGUUCCACGUGCUUCUGUCCAUUUCGGCGAGUCCCUCCAGCGCACGUGCAACCGGUGCCGAGCGUCCACUCUGACUCACGCCGCCGCUUUCAUCUGCAAUAAUUCGCCCGGAUCGGCUGGCGUUGUAACGCUGUAAUCAUUGCGCAAGCGUCCUGCAUGACACCGUCUCUUACAGCUGUUAUGCUUAUGCAAGCGGCGUUACUGCUUCGAAUUGAGCGCUACUGCCGGAUCUCGAUAUUAUUUUAAUUGACAACCGCUUUCAUAAUGUUAUUCUGCUGCAUUCAACGCCGGCUGUUGUUGCUUUGAGACGCCGGAGAUGUCCUGAACCGAACAACAAUCGCUGUUUUUCCCUCGGACGUUCAACUGGAAUCUCUUGCUCUUCUGCCACCAAAACAUCGCUUGGAUGUGACUGCACCCACCACAGGGCGCCAUAGCGACACACCGACAGGUGAUUGAACAUACGUUCGGUUCGGCCUUGUGAUCGGUUAACGCGUCGGCGGGAAACGAACGCGCAGCGUAGCGGAAGUGAGCGGAAAUGGGCGCCGUGUCGCCGCUGCAGCUGCCCGCGCAGUCGCCGGCCCUCCUGACCCUCUCCCUACUCCUCCUGCUCCCUUCCCUGCAGGCCGGCGAAGCUGAGCUCUCCAGUCUCGACAACGAUGUCGCCGCCUCCGCCAUCCGCCUCACCAGGAGAAACGACCGCGUAGCAGAGAACACGGUAGGGAGCUGCUUCCCCGACGAGUCGUGCGUGUUCAGUUGGGUGUGCGACCGGAUAGGGAAGCCGGUGCGCUUCUGUUCCGGGCCCUUCUUCUACUUCACCGUCUGCUGCAAGAGUAAGGCCGGCGACGACGACGGAGUGGCGCUCAGCUUGACCGUCGAAUCGGGGCCAACGACACCGGCAACAACCAGCACGACGACGACGACAACGACGACGACGACCACCGCCAGCACGGCGGUCAGCAUUCCGAAUCAGCCGACACUGCCGCCGCUGCGAGCACCGCCUCGAAGCUGCGGACAGGCGCCACUGAUCACCCGGGGUGCCCGCAUCGUCGGCGGCGUGUCGGCACAAUUUGCGGAGUUCCCGUUUUCGGUGAUGGUGGUGAUUAAAGGACAGGAGCGGUGCGGGGGCGCCCUGCUGGACCACCAGUGGGUGGUCACCGCCGGACACUGCGUGGCGCCGGCCUCGGUGACCUCCAACGACAUCAUCGUGCGGCUGGGCGUGUGGGACCGCACGCGGACCAACGACAUCCUGCCGGUGGAGGAGCGCCGGCUGAUCAAGUUCAUCCUCCAUCCGCUGUACAACUCGCAGCGCAGCUUCUCCCACGACGUGGCCCUCCUCAAGCUGGACUUCCCCGUGGAGUACGCGCCGCACAUCCAGCCGGUGUGUCUGCCGCGGCCGGGCGACGACUUCACCGGCAUCCUGGGCACCAUCACCGGCUGGGGCCGGCUGGAGUUCCGCGAGGACCGCCCGGCCAUUCUGCAGCACGUGGAGGUGCCGGUGAUGACCAACCAGCAGUGCGAGGACAUGUUCACGGCGCAGCACACGCCCGAGAAGAUCAUCCCGCAGAUGAUGUGUGCCGGCUACGACAACGGCCGCAAGGACGCCUGCCAGGGCGAUUCCGGUGGACCGUUGAGCAUCUUCCGCGACGGAGCGUAUACGUUAAUUGGAUUGGUCAGCUGGGGUUAUGGUUGCGCUCUUCCAGGUUACCCCGGGGUUUACACACGGAUAUCGAUGUUUACGGGCUGGUUAAUUGAGACGAUGCGGAGGGAAUCCAGUUAAUAAAAAGCCCCUCUUGAUGCCGACCAGUACCGCAGCAGGGACCGACCCAGCCGCCUUCCGCUUCUAGCCGGAAACCAGCCGCUCCCCCGCCUGCACCUUCCGUUCCUACGUUUCUCUCUGCAUUGAUGUGCUUUUCCCAAUGACUGUGUUUUCUACAAAAUAAAUCUACUUUGGCAAAAUUUAUGAACUACCUACAGAGUACAAUACAUGUAUUCGGUGCGUGCGCUGCGCGGACGCUUUGUAAUUCCCUCUGCUCAAAAACGUUUUUAUUCCACCUAUUAGCCCCAACAUUCAAGUUCCAGUUCAGCUUAAAUAUGUUUACGAAGUUGAUUUUCUUACUGAGGUACUAAAUUUUGUUGGAUUAUUAUUGACAUAUUUAAAUCAGAUUAUGUAUGACAACAACA
Messenger RNA from Paramacrobiotus metropolitanus, 2289 nucleotides. RefSeq names its product serine protease 33-like. The transcript has 7 exons. Gene Ontology annotation, biological process: proteolysis. Lineage: Eukaryota; Metazoa; Tardigrada; Eutardigrada; Parachela; Macrobiotidae. Gene Ontology annotation, molecular function: serine-type endopeptidase activity. The record is from RefSeq and is a predicted model, not a curated record. The coding region runs from base 644 to 1885 and encodes 413 amino acids.